AUGGCCGAGGAGAUCUCAAAUUUCGUAUCAAACCUCCGACUGGAUGACGAAGAGGACACAGUUUUAGAUCUUGAUGUAAUUGACCCGUCCGUUACCAAACCCGUCUCACUGUUACUUGUGGGUCGCUUGCUUACGGACCGAUCCUAUAACGUGGAUGCCUUCAAGAAAACGAUUACUGGUGUGUGGAAACCUGUGCAUGGAUUAGUUAUUAGGGUUUUAAGCCCUAAUCUUUAUGCCUUCCAGUUUUUUCAUUGGCGUGACAUGGCGAAGGUUCUUGAAGGUAGACCAUGGUGUUUCGAUAAUAUGCUGGUGCUAUUGAAGGAAGCUGAUGGUGACGAACAGCCGGACCAGGUAACUUUAAAUCAUUCCCCGUUUUGGAUCCGGAUAAAAAACCUCCCUUUUAAUAGUCGAUCAGAUGAAGUUGUUAGGGCUUUAGUAGGCAACUUGGGGGAAGUGUUGCAAUUGGAAGAAGAUGUUCUUGGCUUUGGCAGGUACAGAAGGGUUAAAGUGAUGAUUGAUGUUACUAAGCCCCUCCGUCGCUACCGGCGGUUGAAGGAUAAGAAGGGUAGGGAGACACAGAUUGAUUUUGCAUACGAAAGGUUGCCUUUCUUUUGUUUUGCUUGUGGCAUCAUGGGCCACUCUGAGAAGGAUUGUCAACUAGUAAAUGAAGAAGAUAAGCUUGAGAAGUUGGGGUGGAGUUUGAGCCUUAAAGCUACACCUAGGCGUGGGAGAACGAAAGAGAUGGAGGAGGAAGGGAAAUUUCGCUCAUGCAGUAAAGUUCUUUUUAAUGAUGAUGACGGUCCCAAGGUAGAUGACAAAGUGGAGAAUCUAGCUUUAAAUGUUGUCACCCUAUCAACCCCCACACACACUGUCUCUCAUCAUUAUGUCAGUAAUAAUGGUGCCCCACCUACUGCUACUCACCCGAAACCCAACCAACCCAGCCCUAUUUUGUCCCCUAAUACCACGCCCCCCCCCAAAAAGUCAACCACAUAA
This is a messenger RNA of Beta vulgaris subsp. vulgaris (sugar beet), 993 nucleotides long. RefSeq lists its product as uncharacterized. The record is from RefSeq and is a predicted model, not a curated record. Gene Ontology annotation, molecular function: zinc ion binding; nucleic acid binding. NCBI's taxonomy places the organism in Eukaryota, Viridiplantae, Streptophyta, Magnoliopsida, Caryophyllales, Amaranthaceae. The transcript has a single exon. The coding region runs from base 1 to 993 and encodes 330 amino acids.